This is a messenger RNA of Aureobasidium vineae, 699 nucleotides long. The record is from the annotation of a GenBank genome assembly. Lineage: Eukaryota; Fungi; Ascomycota; Dothideomycetes; Dothideales; Saccotheciaceae.
AUGGGCAUCCUAUCAAAUCUUCUUACACAAUACUCUGGCGGAGACGACAAGGCCAAAGCCGAACAGGCAAGCCCAUCCGUGCCACAGUCACAACAACAGCAACCUCCUCUUUCACAAGCUAUUAGCCANACCCCGAGCCAAAGUCCGAAACAGAAUGGCCUCCUCUCAGUGGACGAUGAGCUCCGAGAAAAGAUGCGCACCAAUCCCAGAGCACGCGCAGUCAGACAGCUAUCGCUCUUCUUCGCCGGCGCCACCUUCUUUGGACUGAGUCUUUUNGUCACGCGCAGAGCCGUCGCCCGGAAAUUGCUUGCCGAUGCUCCCAGACAGUUCACUCCUUCCAACUACAGACCCACGAACGUCAACGGCGGCGUUGAAGCUGCACAAGCCUUUGUUCUCGCUACUGCGAAUGUCACCAGUGCAGGCAUGAUGGCCACUGGCUUCAUGAUGUAUGCCUUGGACGUUACCGACACCGAGGACAUGCGCGCCAAAUUUAGAAAAGCCUGGGGCUUCGAGCGUACCGCCUUGGAAGAGGCUGAGCAAGAUGAGGAGAUGGAGAAGAUGGUCAAAGAGUUCUUGGACAAGAAAGAAGGCGGCGACAACAAGGGCAUGGCUGAAGGUCUUGCUGGUCUCGUCGCUGCAAUGGCCGCGAAGGAGGAAGAGAGACUCGCCAAAGUGCAGAAGUCCGAGGAGAACAACUGA